CGGAUACGAACGCACGGCACAGCGCAGAGACAGCACGAGAUAGAGUGAGCAUCAAGCUUAGUUUGCAAAAAACCAUGGCUCGGGCAUUGCUCUACCCUUGUCUCCUCUGCCUCGCCGUUCUCACCGGCAACGCCGCCGCGCACUCGCAGUGCCUCGACAACCCGCCGGACCUCACCGCGGGCGGCGUCGAGGCGGGGAAGGUCGUCGAUGACCUCGCCGGCUUCAAGGCCUACGUCACCGGCGCCGUCCACUCCGACAAGGCCAUCGUCCUGGCCUCCGACUUCUUCGGAUUCCAAGCGCCGCUGCUGAGGAAAAUUGCUGACAAAGUUGGUGAAGCUGGCUAUUACGUUGCGGUGCCGGAUUUCUUCAAUGGACAACCUUACACGGAAGGAGCAAACAGAACAGAGUGGAUCCAGGCUCACUCCCCGGUAAAAGCAGCCGAAGAUGCAAAACCAAUCUUCGCAGCUCUGAAGAAGGAACGGAAAUCUGUUGUUGGAGUUGGGGGCUAUUGUUGGGGCGGGAAAUUCGCGGUGGAGGUGGCAAAAACGAACGAGGUAGAAGCAAUAGUCAUUUCCCAUCCUUCAGCAGUGACCGCAGAUGAUAUGAGAGAGAUCAAGUGCCCCAUUGAGAUCCUUGGAGCUCAGAAUGAUACAACUACACCACCAAAUUUGGUAUAUCAGAUUGUCGAUGCCUUGCGUCAAAGAAGGCAGAUUCAUUACUAUGCAAAGAUCUUUCCAGGAGUAGCGCAUGGCUUUGCUUGCAGAUACAAUGAUACCAACCCGUUCGCAGUUAAGACCGCCGAACAAGAUCUUGCCUUAAUGCUUGACUGGUUCGGCAAAUACUUGAAAUGAGAAUAGCUCACCAUUCAACUUCAGUGCAAAUGUUUAAUCCAAAUACAACUUACUUGCAUCUAUAUGUAAAUGUCAUAAUCAAUCAUGGAGAUAACGUGUAUUGGCUACGAUUUGUGGGUACUUGCUUACCUUUGUAAUAUCUUCAUACUGCUACUCUAUUUGACUGAUUGUACACCGUGAAUGUAUAUGCAGCUUUACCGGUUGCAAUUUGCAUCAACUACCUACCUUUUUAUCCA
Messenger RNA from Brachypodium distachyon (stiff brome), 1087 nucleotides. RefSeq names its product endo-1,3;1,4-beta-D-glucanase. The transcript has 7 exons. Gene Ontology annotation, molecular function: hydrolase activity. The record is from RefSeq and is a predicted model, not a curated record. The coding region runs from base 75 to 851 and encodes 258 amino acids. NCBI's taxonomy places the organism in Eukaryota, Viridiplantae, Streptophyta, Magnoliopsida, Poales, Poaceae.